This is a messenger RNA of Porites evermanni, 1807 nucleotides long. Lineage: Eukaryota; Metazoa; Cnidaria; Anthozoa; Scleractinia; Poritidae. The record is from the annotation of a GenBank genome assembly.
AUACGUAGGCUCGUAGGCAUAAAGAGUUCUGGCAUGGGAGCUUCGCGAUUGCAAGUUCUCCGAGGAAUUUUAAGGGAGCUAAAGCUGUUAUGGCCAGUUAAGGUAAUUAAAUGGCUUUUGGAUCAUGAAAAAUCUAACAAUCGCGAUGGCGUACUUGUCUCUGAUGGCUUAGUCAGCGUGUCUGUCCUUCCCCCCAAGCAUUUGUCGUCAUGUCGGUCCCGGCGACAAGAUGACAAGGAUGAUAAAGGUUCUGAACCACUUGGAAAGGCACCUCUUCUUGAUUUGCUAUUAUCUUUAGGUGUUCUCAACAAUCCCCUAGAUCCUGAUUUUUGUAGCGUGUGCGAUAAGAAACUAUUGCUGCUUGCUUCCCCUGGGUGGGAUGGUGAGUCGCAAUGAUGUCCCCCUCUCCCCAUUGCCAGUAUAGACGGUUGAAACUGUUCACAAGCCCCCUGAAAUACAGUAAAAACCCGCAACCAAGAACCUGUUAGGCUAAAAUUUGCCAGUUAGGCCCCCCUUUAUACAAGAACCUGUUUAGCCUAAAAUGGGCGAUUGCAUUUAAUAUCCCCCCCCCCCNGAAACCUUAAUUUUGACGAAAUUCUUCAGGGGUAUGACCUAAUUCUUCAUCGGAUGAAUGCAACUUUAGCCAAUCUUCAGGGGUAAGAAGAAAAGGUAAGUCCUCAACCGGGGGAGGUAUGGAUAUUAAAAUUUUAAUAUCCAUACCUCCCCCUCUUUUGAGCCCCCACACCGCUCUCUAAUAAGCCCCCAUUUUCAGGGGAAGAAAGUUAAUAAGCCCCCCUCUGUUUUAAACCAACCCCCCUGCACCCUCCCCCUUAUCAUUCUUUAUGUUGAACGUGUUGAACUGUAUUAAUCAGUCACGACUGUGAAACUUUAUGUGGACUGAUCUGGGAUGGUUUAUUCACCAGCUGGAAGUUUGGAUUUGUUUUUGUCCCUCAGCUGCAUGACUUCCAACUUCUUGUACUUGAGCUUUUCCACUUUGUAUUCUAGUUCUUUAUGGAGACUCAUUUUCUUGCUGUAAUAAUUUUUAGGAGCCAGUCAUAUCAACAUUCGAAGGACAGUUCCUUAUUUCAGAGUAUCGUCAGUUUUCUAAGGCUGGAGAGACAGUGGCAAACAUACUUUACUAUGACAGCCUCUAUUAUUUAUGCUUGCUGAAAAGCCAGAGAGAGGCAAUGGUGAGUUGGAUCAAUUUAGAUGUCUGGGAAACUACCCACCUACCCCUCCCCUAACCCAGCAUUUUGCCCCAAGUGAGACGCAAAUUUUAACAUUGAGUUAAGGGAGGGGUCGGUGGGGAGUUUCCCAGAAACCUUAAUUGAUCUGGUGAGUUUUCUUUUUAUGGUCUUGUCAAUCAAAGUACAUGAAUUUCGUUUUUAAUCACUUGAAAGCCUUACAUCAGCAUGCAUAUUCUCGAUACUGUACCCCAUAACAUUUCCUAUGGUGGUCAUAAAAAUAUCUUUAAUAUCAAAGUGUAUUGUAGUCUUGUUGAUCAUUUUCUUUCUUGCUGAUCAUUUUCUUUUUUCUCUCAACUUCAUGUUUUUAAAGUAAGCUUUGUUGCUAUAGGGAGAAAUUGAAUGUUCUUCUCUGUCAAUUUGAGUCUUUGCGUACACAUUUAUCUUUUUUUCUCACAAUUCUCUGUGCAUGUGUUAUGAGUGAUUUUAAAAGGAUUUUUAAGCCUUUACACUUUAUUUUACAGGGUCUUUUCUUGAGAUACAAAGGAAGAGGAGAACGAUCUGUGGAGGAAACAGCUGGCUUAGUAGGUUUUAAACUUCCUAAACAGUACCAAGAUCCUUGA